Molecule: messenger RNA, 1281 nt
Organism: Orbilia oligospora ATCC 24927
Lineage: Eukaryota; Fungi; Ascomycota; Orbiliomycetes; Orbiliales; Orbiliaceae
Exons: 3
Coding region: 1-1281 (426 amino acids)
Source: RefSeq, a predicted model, not a curated record
AUGAACUCGCUCAAGUCAAUCGCUAAAGGUGGAUGGCAUCCGGACAAAUCAUCCAGCUCCUCGAGCGCGAGCUCGAGCCAUAGAUCUGGCGAUAAUGAGCGCUUCAAGAACUUCAAGGGCCUGCAACAAGUGGCAAAUUGGACAGGCCACGGCACGAAGGGCGGAUCUCAAGAUCCUUCCACAGUCACCUCUCGACCGCUCACCUCGUUAAAAGACCCUUAUUCCUUUGGCGCGCCACCUAAACGGGACCCAAAGGCUCCACUUCCACCCCCGAUCCAAGGACCUGUCCUUAGCUGUGAAUCUAAGCUAGCUGCCCCCGAGCCGCCGACUAAGGAAGGGGAGGCACACCAAUCUCGAAGCUUUAAAGUAGACAAAACUGGCCUCAGCACUUCGGGGCUCCCAGAACCUCCUAAGAGGGCGUUUGGGACCACGUCGGGGCUUCCUCUCCCGCCCCUCAGUCGACCUACGCCUCCACUUCCGAAUCGAAGCCAACCGCCCCCUCUCCCAGGCCGCCAACCGAGUAAUCCUGUCGGUACCCAAGAUAAUCCGUCUAGCUUACCUUCUACUGUAACCGGACUGGGCGUUGCCUCUUCCGCUCUUUCAGCAUCCGGGCGGCUUGGUCGGGCGGGAGUAUCAGUGCCUGGCCUGGGAAUAGGCGUUGAAUCGCCCUCCCUGCCUUCGCGAAGCGUACCCACGCCACCUUCCCGUGGAGCCUCUCGGGUUCCCACCACUUCUAUCAGCGAGCCUUCUGGUUGGUUUGCCGGGCCAAAGUCUUCUUCGGCAUCCUCCUCAGUUGAUUCUCCGGCGGAGGCACCUGCUGGCGGAACGACUUGGGCCCAGAAACAAGCUGCCUUAACAACCAUAUCACAAGCUCGGAAAGAUCCAACAAGUAUAUCUUUUUCGGAUGCGACAGCAGCGGCGAAAACAGCAGGCAACUUCCACCAAAGACAUGGGGAUCAAGUCGCUAAAGGAUACAGACAGUUGGAAACAGCAGGACUUGUAGAUAACUCCGCCCGCGACAAAUUAGCUGAGCAUGGAACCCUCAAAGAUGGACCACAAUCUAAAUGGGGAGACUCGGCCUCUCGUAUUUCGAAAGCCAGUUCGAAAGCCAGUUCGAAAUAUAGCCUAGACGUAUCUAGUGCCACCCAAGGAGGCACCAAUUCUCUGGAAUUGGUCUCAGCCGCCGGGAAGAAAAAACCGCCGCCGCCUCCAAAGCCUAAGGCUCUAGGAAACCCUAAUUCACCGCCUCCACCCAUCCCGUUGAGUACAAAGCCAAAAUAG